UCCGUUGCAAUGUUGCCACGAAUUCUGCGACGACCGCGAAUAAUCCUAUGUUUAGGGUUGCCGUGUGCGAAGGUAGGCUGGGUGGCAAGGGUUUUGUUGCCGUGUCCGAAGGAAGGCCGGUGCGAAGGGUUUCUCUCCGGUGGUUGAAGAUCCGGCGGCUCGGGUGCGAAGGAAGGUUGGGUGCCAAGGGUAUUUCUCUUUCUCUCUCUCUCCGGUGGUUGUAGAUCCGGCGGCUCGGGUGCGAAGGAAGGUUGGGUGGGAAGGGUUCCUUAUGUAGAGGAUCCAAAUACUCCGGAAGAAACGUUUUUGACUCUGAUAAGAUAAUAUUUGAGCGUUUGCAAAAGGAAUUUGAUGCUGCAUGCUGCUCAAACUGGAGCCACUGCAGUACUAAAUGAGCUUGAACAAGCUUUGUCAGAUUAUUCAACGACACAUUCAAGGAGCUUCAUACAUCUCCUGCAUUAGUCAACACUCAGCAACUGAAACGUAUUGUUCCAUUUUGUUCUGUGACUUUAUAUUCGUGCUAAAAUCUCGCAAUGGAAACACAAAAAUCACCAUCCGAAAAGCCACGUUCAGUUGAUCCAGCCAUGACUUCAUGCAGAAAGAAGAAAUCAGAUGAUGCUGACUUUUUAGAGGAUCUGAGAGAUCAUAUUGAUGAAUUCAUUCACGCAUCGAUGGAUGAGCACAAGAAUUGCUUUCAGAAGACGAUUAAAAAGAUGUUCGGAAUGUCGAGGGCAGUCGCACAGAGAAACGAAGAAAUUAAAGAAGCCGACAGCCUUUUGCCUCUUCAGACAACCGUCAGUCAGGAGUCGUCCUAGUUGCAGCUAAGUACUACUGCAACUGAUGUUGAACAAAUAAAUAGCAAGACUUUAAUUUAAACACUGUUGUUUCUUUCGUGCUACAGGCCAUGAUAUUUGAAUGCUGAGUCCAAACACUUAUCGUUUAAUGUUUUCUUAUUUCUUUUGCGUUCA
Molecule: messenger RNA, 968 nt
Organism: Zingiber officinale
Lineage: Eukaryota; Viridiplantae; Streptophyta; Magnoliopsida; Zingiberales; Zingiberaceae
Exons: 6
Coding region: 534-815 (93 amino acids)
Source: RefSeq, a predicted model, not a curated record